Brassica oleracea var. oleracea is the source of this 576-nucleotide messenger RNA. RefSeq lists its product as uncharacterized. The coding region runs from base 1 to 576 and encodes 191 amino acids. The transcript has a single exon. NCBI's taxonomy places the organism in Eukaryota, Viridiplantae, Streptophyta, Magnoliopsida, Brassicales, Brassicaceae. The record is from RefSeq and is a predicted model, not a curated record.
AUGAAAUUCUUUGGAUCUUGGACGUGGAAGAAACUGUUAAAGUUGAGACCAUUCGUUUAUCAGUUUGUUAAAGUGAAGAUAAAUAGUGGUGCGACAACUUCUUUUUGGUUAGAUAAUUGGUCUCCUUUGGGAAAACUAAUUGAUCUAAUAGGAGAAGGUGGAUGCUUAGCUCUGGGUAUUUCGCUGCACACUACAGUGGAGAGAGCAAUUCAGAUGUAUAGGAGCAGAAUGCAUAGAGUUCCUGUAUUUCGUCAGAUUGAGCAAGAAGUAUUGAAGUUGAAAAGUAGUAGUAUGAAUAUGAUGGAGGAUGUGUGUCUAUGGAAGAGGGAAAAUGGGGAUUUCAAGCCGGGGUUUGUCACCUCUCAAACUUGGAAUCUCAUUAGAUCUCGUUCAUCUAAAGUGCAGUGGAGCAAAGGCAUUUGGUAUCCAGAGGCCACUCCGAGGUUCGCCUUUCUUUCUUGGCUUGCUGUUCGUAAUAGACUAGCGACGGGAGACAAGAUUAUCAGAUGGAAUCCAUUAGCCAUCUCUACUUUUUGGCUUUGUAAGCAGGAGCAAGAAACGAGAAGUGUGGAGUAG